AUGAGGACUAGCUCAACUCAUGGCCUCGCCGUGUUCGGCCUGGCGACUCUCGCUGCGGCGAUGCCGGAAGGCGCUGCCACGGCCGGAAACUGCCCGACGCCCCGAAUGUCGGUUCAAGGCGCUGAUACGAUCUUGCUGAGAGAGUAUGCCUUGGGUUUAGCGAAUGGGGAGCCGAAAAUCACGUAUGAGCAUGGGGUUGCGUGGAUGGCGCUCGAGAUGGUGCACAAUGCCACUUCGGAAGCGAAGUAUCUGGAUCACAUCAAGAAGGCACUCGACAAUCUUGUGACCACGAGCGGAGAGUUGAAUGAUUAUAAUUUGACUGCCUAUACGCUGGACGACAUAAGGAUUGGGGAGACGCUCAUCUAUCUAAACAAGGAGACCGGCGAAGACAAGUACAAAGCCGCCGCAGACCUCCUGUUCUCCCAGCUGGAGACCAACCCGCGCAACUCCGAGGGCGGCUUCUGGCACCGCCUCAUUUACCCGAACCAGAUGUGGUUGGAUGGCCUGUACAUGGUUUCGCCCUUUUACGCGCACCAUACCGCAUAUUACACGCCCACAAAUACCGCCGCCUUUGACGACAUCGUCAACCAGUUUGUCCUCACGAAUACCAACUGCGUGAACUCCAACUCCGGGCAGAGCGGCCUGCUCAAGCACGGAUACGACGAGAGCCGCGAAGCGGUCUGGGCGGAUAAAGCGACGGGUGCGAGUCCUGAGACUUGGAGCCGCGCCCUGGGCUGGUACGUUAUGGCGCUGGUGGACGUGCUGGACUACCUGCCUGCGUCGCAUCCAGGGGCCGCAACACUGAAGGAGAUCCUGGAGACGAGUGCGGCGGCCAUCAAGAAAGCCGUUGAUACCGAUAGCAAGAUGUGGUGGCUGGUUAUGAGCCAGCCGGGGAAGGAGGGGAACUAUAUUGAGAGUAGCGGGAGUGCGAUGUUUGUGUAUGCGAUGUUGAAGGGGAUCCGCAUGGGGUAUUUGGAUGAAAGUGAAUACAAGGAGACGGCGACGGUGGCGUACGAGGCGAUGGUUGAGAAAUUUGUGAGCAAGAAUGCGGAUGGGGGGUUGGAUUGGGAGGGGACUGUGUCGGUGGGGAGUUUGAAAGGAAAUGGAGACUACGCUUACUAUGUGUCUGUUGAGCUUGCUACCAAUGAUUUGAAGGGCUUUGGACCCUUCAUCAUGGCGAGCAUGGAAUAUGAGAAGGCUAUGUGCGCCUAG
Drepanopeziza brunnea f. sp. 'multigermtubi' MB_m1 is the source of this 1212-nucleotide messenger RNA. RefSeq lists its product as uncharacterized. The record is from RefSeq and is a predicted model, not a curated record. Gene Ontology annotation, biological process: carbohydrate metabolic process. NCBI's taxonomy places the organism in Eukaryota, Fungi, Ascomycota, Leotiomycetes, Helotiales, Drepanopezizaceae.